Molecule: messenger RNA, 1897 nt
Organism: Hordeum vulgare subsp. vulgare (domesticated barley)
Lineage: Eukaryota; Viridiplantae; Streptophyta; Magnoliopsida; Poales; Poaceae
Exons: 1
Coding region: 1348-1695 (115 amino acids)
Source: RefSeq, a predicted model, not a curated record
UCCAGUUAACAUCUUAUAUCUUAUAUUUACUAUUUGGAUGCACCUUUUGAGCUUUGACGUUAAUCCACAUCAUCAGAAUUAAGUUAACCAUUAGAUUUAAAAUCUAAUGGUCAAGAUCUUAACUUAAAAAGCAUACACAAAGAAUUAAACAUGCAUGUACAAAACGGAUAGACACUGCAUUAUUGUGAAAAAGACAUGUCGGUAAGAAAAAAACAACAAGGACGCAAAGGAUUACCAUCCCGUACCCGUCAUAUAAUAAAGAAUCGUCAUCAUCCACGUGUGUGUUUCAGAAAAGAGUGAAUUCCGUCUUUUACCUUGUAGUUGUACAUUUGUGACACAUAUUACCCCAUUUAGUGGAUUUUUUAUCGAAAUAUCAGAUUUUGAUGACUUUUAACACGGUAAUUCCUUAGAUUUACAUUUUUCUUGUUUAUGUUAGAUAGGGUUGACAUGUUGCGUUAAUGAUUCGUAGAAAAAUCUGUGAAGAUCAGAGGACAUUGUUGACGAUCAUGUCCAAACUUCUCUUGUCCAUCGGUUCCAUUCCUCAUCAUCGUCUAUAUAUUUUUGAACCCCGGGCAUCACCUCACACCUUGCCUGAUGGACAUGCAUCAGAAAACGAGUGUCCAGAGCUUUCAAAAAGGGUAUUAUAGACGGAUUUCCAAUUGAUGGGUAAUUAGUGUCACAAAUGUACAACUAUAGGGUAAAAAGCGGAAUUCACUCUUCAGAAAAUCACAUGCCUUGCAAUAAAAAUUUUAUCACGUAACUUCUUCCAUUAAAAAAAGAAAUAUAGUAAAAAUAUGUGUACAAAUAAAGUUCUCCAGGACCCUAGGAAAAUAGCCCACGUAUGAGUUCCCACUAAAAUUUAAACCAACAUACAUGUACGCUGGGAGAUAGAAAAAAACUACAAAUGAGGAGUCCACAAGCCUCACGUCAAAAAGGAACAAAAAAUCACAUGCCUUGAAAUCUCUUCUCUCCUCUCUCCCUAAUAAUAAAGCACAUAUCGCUUCUGUCGUACGUCGUUGGCAUUUUUGCACAAAAGCCCCUCCACUUUUGGGUAUUCAACCCGCAGUCCCUGUGUAAGUGGAUCUGGAAAAAACGUUUCGAUCCAACCCGUGGUCAUCUCCUUCCUCUUAUCCAGUCCCAGCUCUCCCCGAUGCGCCGCCGGCAGCUCUCCAGGGUCGCCGGCAGUAGCGAGUUGUGCUUGGCCGGGGAUACGUUUGAGAUAAAAAAACAUCCAUCACAAUUACCCUGACGGCGACUCGGCCGGCGGCGCAUCUCGCCUGCGUAGCACCCCCGCCCCCUCCCUUAUCCUCCUCCCCUCGUCGUCGCCCGUUUGGAUCCGGCAGCGACAUGGCCUCUACCGCGCUGGAGCAGCUCGACUGCGAGCGGUGGCUCAUGCGGCGGCGGCGACACGACACUCCUCCGCACACGCCGUUCGUGCUCUUGGGGAUGGUGGCGGUUCUCGUGGCGCGAGGUGGCGCAUCUCGUGAUCCGGCCGUCUGUGUCCGCGCGUGCAGGGUGCUCCAGUAUCGGGCCCUGGUGGCCAAGGCCAAGGCGACGGCGAGGAGGACUGGAAUCCGGGCGGCGAGGAAGAGGACUGCCACUUGGAAGAGCAUCCAACGACAACUCGUGUGUGCCACCGUGAGCUGCAACGGCCUGCACAGAUGGAGCCCCUGGGGAGGAGGAGGAGCUUCUUAGCAAUAGUAAGAUCUGCUUGUAUUAAAUCUGCUCAAUUCUCAUGCCAAUUAGGGAAUGGGAUUAGCACCCUAGCAUUUUGUUUUCCUACUCGAUUAGACGGUGCUCCUUGAUCCGAAUGACAGGGGUGCUCAGCUCAAUUUGGUUGGUCUUUCGUGAUGUUAUCCAAUUGCAUGUAGAAAUUCCAUCUUUAUGCUCUGAAAAA